Messenger RNA from Nerophis lumbriciformis (worm pipefish), 5339 nucleotides. RefSeq names its product synemin, intermediate filament protein (gene synm). The record is from RefSeq and is a predicted model, not a curated record. Gene Ontology annotation, molecular function: structural constituent of cytoskeleton; intermediate filament binding; vinculin binding. NCBI's taxonomy places the organism in Eukaryota, Metazoa, Chordata, Actinopteri, Syngnathiformes, Syngnathidae. Gene Ontology annotation, cellular component: sarcolemma; neurofilament cytoskeleton; costamere. Gene Ontology annotation, biological process: intermediate filament cytoskeleton organization; fast-twitch skeletal muscle fiber contraction.
ACGGAGAAAAGAUCUCUCCUGCACAGACCGGAUCUUUUGUUUUGUUUUGUUUUUUAAUGAUUUUGUCGUCCAAAAACGCCAAAAUGUUGCCUUUUAAGAGAACUUUUGAGGGCGAGAAGCAUCAGCUGCAGGAGCUGAACGGCCGGCUGGCCGAGUACCUCUCCAGGACGCAACAACUGGAGCGGGAGAACGCGCGUCUGAUGGGCGAGAUCAAGCAGCUGAGACAGGCCACGGUGGCGGAAAGGGAGCCGAGGUACAAGGCCGAGAUGCGGGAGCUGAGGAGGUGCGUGGAGCGGAUGUGUCUGGAGAAGUCCCGGGCCGAGGUGGAGAGGGAGCGGCUGUGGAAGGAGCUGCAGGAGGUGCGCGCGCAGUGCGGCCAGCAGAGCGAGGCGUGCAGGGGCAUCCGCGGGGAUCUGCAGGGCUGCGAGAAGGAGCUCCGGGACGCGCACAAGACCAACACUUCCCUCCAGCAGCGGUUAGUCGACCUCCAGGACGAGUGCGCCUUCCUGGAGGAGCGACACAGGCAGGGGAUGGAGCACCUCCGGCGUCAGGUGGGCUCCGCGGUGCAGGCGCCCUGCGUCCUCACGCAAACCCACCCCGGGCCCGCAUCCGCGGAGGAGGUGCAGCGCUACGCCCGGGGGCUCUCCGAGGGAUGGAUGGAGACCCUGGAGGUGUACCAGCAGAAGGUGGAGGAGAUGGAGCGCACCGUGCAGGAGGAGCAGACCUUGCUGAGCGACCUGAGGAGCGAGAAGCAGCAGCACGCCACGCAGCUGGACAAAUUACGCACGGACGCGGAAAAGCAAGGACGGCUUCAAGCGCGCCUGGAGGAGGAACUGAUGCUCAUGCAGGAGAAGUUCGGUCACGACGUGGGAGAAUAUCAGAUGAUUAUUGAGCAGCUGGAACGUGAGAGGAACAUGAUGGCCGAUGCAAUUGGUCAGAAGAUGCAAGAACAUCAGCAUCUUCUCCAGGUCAAGAUGGACCUGGGCAUGGAGGUGGCUGCCUACAGAGCUCUUUUGGAAGGUGAGCGAGCUGGUCUUCAAGACUCCCAAAGGAGGGUGAACCAACAUUCAAGAGAAAGAUUAAUAGAUAUCAAGAUGACCGGCCAACCUUACACUCCAAGAACCACAACCAGACAGCGUAUGGAUGUCAGGUUUACACCACCUUCUUCUCAUCUGAGAAGAUCUCCUGUGGUUCAAUCAGGGUCCAGAAGUCCCUCAAGAGUGGUUCCAAUUUCCCUUACAACCAGGACGCAGCAUCAGAGUCCUGCUUCGAGAAGGGACAUGAUCUCAUUCGUUAAAGCCCAGAGUGCCUCUUCUGCCGCCGUUUCCAGUGCCACAGAAGAUAAAGGAGUAGUAAAGAGUGGGAAGCAAAGUCAAAAGUCAAUAAGAACGGAAGAGAAAAUUAAGAAAGUCGAACAGAUCUCGCUGGUAGAGAACGAAACCAGUUCCAUCAAGUCAUCUGCUGCUGAGACCACACCAAGAAAAGUGCUCUCACCAGGGAUUACAAGCCUGGACACAAAACCAAUGAGGGUGAAAGAGGUAGAUGAACCAGAUAAAGGAGAUGACAAGGGGUUUAAAGAGGAAGGUAAAUCUGAGUCCACAAUGGAGACAAGUGAGGGAAAGGCAUUCAACAGUGUGUCUGUCGAGGAGAUCAUUGAGAAAGUCAUCAAACCAGCUGGUUUGGAAGCCAAGGAUUGUUCCUCUGGAGAAUCAAAUAUGACCUACCACGUAGAGAAAACUACACAAGAGGAUGGCUCGACUAAGACCCAGAUUGUGCUAGAGUCCAAAGUGAAAGAAGAAGUGGAUGUUUCUGUGGACUCUUCCCUGGAUCAGCUGCUGAGUCAAGGAGUGAAGAACGUAUCUCUGGAGGAUAUCAAGGACACAGCGACAGGAAGCAUGAUCAAGAACCUGCUAAGUGGCCUUAAGGGUCAGGGUAAUCUACAAAACAGGUCAGUCAAUGUGGAGAUCAUUGAGCAAGCAGUGGAGUCUUCCGGUGAUGAAGUAACAGAAAAGUGUUUUCAUGAGCCCUCGUCAUAUUUCCAAAUUGAGGAGAUGAAAAAUGAGCAAUAUGCUCAGAAGAGUGCUGCUGAUGGCAUGAAAACUAUGGUUGAUCCUAAGAGUGGAUCUGUUCAGGUUCACGAGGUCAUUAAGGAGAGUGAAACUUUAUAUUUCACCCAUGACCAAGAGCCUGAGGAGUAUUUUGUCUCCACACCUGAUGAUAAUCUCUCAGAACUUGAAGAGACGUGUGGCAUCACCUCAUAUGGUCAUUAUGGCAUUGUGGAUGACUUGUCUGAUGAGAGGUAUUAUCAAGAAGACAGACUUCCACAAAGCAGCGCCAUUGUUAAGGAACAAGACGACUACAAGUUUAUCCCAGGGGAACGUACCUUUCUCAGAGAGAGUAUUCCUGAAUGCAUCAUUGAAGAGGAGAUUCGUGUUUCCCCAAUAGUGCAGGAGUCAAUGCUGGAGUUCCUGCGAGAGGACUCUUUGGCGCCUAAAGAUCAGCUGAGGGGUGCUUUGGAGAAAUUACAAGGUUCAGUGUCAGGUCCACUUAGGGAGGAGUUAGCUUAUCUAACAAAAGUUAGCGGUGAAAAUCCACAAAAUGUGGCUGUGGACAUCAAGAAAGUGCAGAAGUCGAGUGACAGCGGAACCACCACCAUAGUCGCAGAGCUUAACGUCUCCCAAACUCUGGAGGACUCUGGGCUGCUAGAUGAUGACGAUUUAUCGGAUGAGCAGAUCAUGGAAGCUCUGAGGUCUUCUCACCUGGGUAGUGCCUUGCAGGGAGGUGCAGGGGAGGGCUACAGCUUUCGGAUCUCCAAAGAACAGCAAGUUAUGCUUGGCGAUGAGUUCGACUUCACAAGGGAAGGCGAGUCAACGUCAGUUCUUACGGAAAGACAACUCAAACUAGGGCCAUCAGAGAAGACCUUUAGCAUUCAGAUGGAGGGGCAUAGCAGUCAUACUGAGGAUAGCUCUGAUCAAGAGUGAAUGAUAAAAUGAGAAAAUGUUGCUUUCCCGGAAAGAAGAAUGGGAGUACUUAAUCACGCAUCACCUACCAUUCACAAAGGACACGAUAUCUCUUUAUUUGUCGUACCCUGAAUGGGAUACAGAGGGUUACAAAGGAUCACUCCAACACUGUUUCAAGGAUUCUUAUCAAUGCAAUGCCAGCCAUACUUCUAGGAAUAUGUCCAUGAAUGUCUCUGGGAUUACUUCUAUAUGCCAAAGUAAGAACCAUAUGGAUUUUUGCCUAUGGACUAUCUGACCUGAGAUGUUUACGGUUAUUGGAGUGGAAGUUGACUCUUUGCAUCCACCAUCAUCCAAAAUGUGUACCCUAGUUGACCUAAAAAUAGACUAAUUUGAAACAUAUCACAUGUCCUUAGUCACAUUUCCCCACUGUCCUGUGCAGAGACUUUCCAAUAUUAUGAUAUACAGUUGUGUGCGAAAGUCUUAGUCCAGUUUUGAAGACUUCAAAUACAGAGGAACAUCAACUUACGAGCUAAAUUAUUUCCAUGACCAAGCUUGUAACUCAAAACACUCGUAUCUUAAAUCAGCCACGUCCAUUGAAAUUAAUUUAAAUCAAUUUGUGCUUGCUCCACCCAAAUCACCUGUAUUUAACAUACUUUGGAAAAAAAUGUUUUACUUUUAGAUAACUAAUUAUGUUUGAAAAACAUUACAAUAGCAUGUACUACAUAUGCUUCUCCAUAUUUCUAUGGAUAAAUGUCCGUACUUUUACUGUUUGGGGCUGCAUGCCGCAGAGGCUAGGCUGUGCGUUGCAGACUGACAAUACUGUAGUCAGACUGACUCAUCUGGUUGGCUAAUCAAUCAGAAUUGUUGAAAAUGGUUUGUUUCUCUUAUUAGGUCGUCCACUUCUUCUCCUUUGCACUAUCUUUCUCAGUUUCUCAGGUUGGAGUGCAGGAUUAAGUCAAUCUCUGGCUGUGGGCUGUGGACAAUUGUUACUUCAACUGGUGAUGCGGGGAAGCUCGUAAGACAAAUUAUGCUCGCAACUUUAAAUCUAACAAAAGAAGCGGCUUGUAUCCAGAAAUACUUUUAAAUUGAGAUAUUUUAAAUUGAGGUACCACUGCAGGAGGACAGACUCAGCAGGAUUACACAGAAAAUUCCAAACAAUUUUUCACCGAACUGAUUGUCAAGGGAUGGCACGCAGAUAUUUUGGUGAAGAUUUGGAUAAAAGUGCUGAAACAGAAACGUAUCCUCUUUGGCAGGGGUCCCUAAACUUUUGACUCGGGUGGCCACAUUGGGUUGAAAGAAUAAUACAGAUUCAUCCUUCAGAACCUUUUGUCAAACCGGAGAGUAGCCCGCGAACAAACUGAUGGACAAACAAAACAAAAACACUUUGUAGUCAAGGUUUUACAGAGGGCAUUGACUAAAUUACACAUUUGCGCAAUACUCACUUUUAUUUUCAAAUGUAUUGCAACCAACAUGCUCGGUAAAGCUGCGAUAUUCAGUAAUCGGUGAUAUCGCAAUUUGUUGUGUUUUUACAAUGAAACACUUAACAAUGCAGCUCUUGUCUCAUAUCUAUAACAGCUGGUGCCACAUAGUUAAAAUGUAUCAAAAACUACACAUAUUUUCAUUUAUGAUAGUAUCCUCCUGUUUUACCAAUUGUUAUAGUAGUCAAAAGGGAUGGAGUAUAGCUGGUGUCGGGAAGAACUUUAUAGCACACAGUAUGCUUUUGGAAGUCUAUUUCUGUCCUAGCCUUUGCUGUGCAGGUUACACUUGUUGUGCCAUUCAUCACCCCACUCUCACAACUUUGUGUGCCAAGCUCGAGAGUUGAGUUGGGAGUUAAAAUGGGGGCUGUGCGCAGUUCUUGAAGGAAGCGGGGGGGGGGAUUAUGUUAUCCGCUUGUAUUUAGAUUAGUCCUCCAGAAUCUUUCAGAAUGAUAAAGUAAGUAUCAGUGUCGCGAAGAGGAAAUGGUUGCAGUGUCUGGACACUGUUUGCUUGACACGGUAUUCAAGUAGGAACCUUACAUAAGUGUGUGUUCAUUACCGCUCACUAUUUUUGUGUCGGCUUACUGGCGCUGGCUGAGUGCUCUCAAGGUUUUGGUGUGUUGUUUACAUGUUGAAAAGGGGUCAGGGAAGGUCACAUGGCUACUUGCUGUGUACAUUUCUCUCAAUAGCUUCUGAAUUACAUGUUGAAAAAUGAUUAAGAAAGGGAAAGUUCAUUUCAAAUUUCCUGUAUUAGAUCACCUGCUGUGUGUCUGUCAUUGAAUUAUUGUUCAUCCCAACAUCAAAGGCUGUUUACUGCUGCACUUUGAACACAAAGUUGGUACAAUAUAAAACAAAAUGUUACUUUUUUUUCCUCUUUCACCUUAAUAAACAAACACUGUGGGUA